Acytostelium subglobosum LB1 is the source of this 1722-nucleotide messenger RNA. RefSeq lists its product as hypothetical. NCBI's taxonomy places the organism in Eukaryota, Evosea, Eumycetozoa, Acytosteliales, Acytosteliaceae. Gene Ontology annotation, biological process: proteolysis. The transcript has 3 exons. Gene Ontology annotation, molecular function: serine-type carboxypeptidase activity. The record is from RefSeq and is a predicted model, not a curated record. Bases 1 to 1722 code for a protein of 573 amino acids.
AUGAGGACAACAACACUUAUUGUAUUAUUAGUGUCACUUCUAUUGGCAUUGACUAUUGUCGAUGUCCAAUCAAAGAUACAUCUACCACAUCUGUUGUCAAACAGACGUUCGAGAUCAAUCGAUGAUCAACAAUCAGAGAUCAACAACAAGGAGAUUACAACUGCAGUCGAGAGAUUGAAGGCUGCCCGCUCUACACCAUUGACACAGAGAUCGAAUGAUCCCACCGACUAUGAGGUGACCCAACUGCCAGGCCUCUCAGCCUCUGUCAACAUCACCCACUACGCCGGUUACAUCAACAUCAACGAGCAAACCAAUGGCAACCUCUUCUUCUGGCUCAUCCAAGCCAACGCCACAAACUAUCUGGAUCUUCCAUUCUUGAUUUGGAUUAAUGGUGGACCUGGUUGCAGUUCCAUGGAUGGCCUGUUUGUCGAGAAUGGACCAUUCAGACUCACGAACGACUCUGGUGACUACCUCAUCAACAUCAAUCCAUCGUCAUGGCACAACGUCGCCAAUGUACUCUACAUUGAUGAGCCAGUCGGAACUGGAUUCUCAUACGUCACCAAUCAACAGGGAUACGUUACUGAUGACACUGAUUUGGAGAUUGACUUUUAUAUCUUCCUCCAGGAGUUCUUUGGUAUCUUCUCAGAGUUUAAGACGCUGCCAUUGUUCAUCUCUGGUGAGUCAUUCGCCGGUCACUACAUUCCACACUACGCCAACUACAUCCUCGAGAUGAACACGGCCAUUGGCAACGGAACACUUAAUGAGACCACUCUCAAUCUCAAGGGAUUGGCCAUUGGCAACGGAUGGACCCAUCCCAUCACCCAGUACGACUCGUACUCUGAGAUUGGCUACGCCGCCGGCAUCAUCAGUCUCGACCAGUACAACGCCUACAAGCCUCUGGUCGCUGCCUGUCAGGCCCAGAUCAACCUCGGCGUCUACGACUCGAUCGAGUGUGGCAACGUUCUAGGACAGCUGUCCGACGACAGUGGCACCAACACCACUUCGCAGGUUAACGUCUAUGACUACCGUCUGUACGACCCAACUGGCGGUGUUGAGUGGCCCGUCGGCAUCUUUAACGAGGCUGCCUACCUGGCCCUUCCCUCCGUGCGCCAGGCCAUCCACGUCGACACACCCACCCAGGUCGCCCCCACCGUCUGGGCCGAGUGCAACGGCACCGCUUCGCAGUUCCUCACCAACACUGACGAGUCGUCGCUGGCGCUCUUCCCCAACCUCCUGGCCAACCUGCGCGUUCUCGUCUACAACGGCCAAUUCGACAUCAUCUGCAACCACAUUGGCACCCAAGAGUACCUCAACCAGAUGGAGUGGAACGGCGCCACCGAGUGGAACGCUCAGCAGCGCGUGAUGUGGUUCGCCGAGAAGGACAACAUCAUGCAGACGGCCGGCUACGUCAAGGGACCCGUGCAGAACCUGACCUUCAUGCUGGUGCUGGGCGGCUCGCACAUGGUGCCAAUGGACCAGCCCGAGUUCACCUUUGACAUGAUCAACAAGUUCAUGAACAACCAGACCUACGCCAGCUCGCCACAGACUAACGGUGUCAUUGACAACACCAAGAUCAUCACCUCCCCACUCACCCAAACCUCCUGGAUCCUCAUCAUCUUUGGAUGCUUCACCGCUGGUAUCAUCCUCGGUGGAUUCAUCAUCUUUGGACUCUACCGUCACAAGAUCAUUGGUGAGGAUACAUCCUACCACAAGGUCAACUAA